This is a messenger RNA of Cuscuta campestris, 975 nucleotides long. The record is from the annotation of a GenBank genome assembly. Lineage: Eukaryota; Viridiplantae; Streptophyta; Magnoliopsida; Solanales; Convolvulaceae.
AUCAAUACAUUUUGAUCAUACACGAUAUUUGAGAUGUGUGUCCAUAGCUGCGUUGUUGGAGCCUCGAAUCUUCUGGUGUUUAUAUCCAGAGGGCAAUUCUUGAAUCGGAGAAGAGAGUCAAUGGAGUUUUACACGUACCCAUCUUCGUCUUCAGCUCUCUCUUCGUUUUCAUUUGACAAUCUAGUUGCAAAGGCCAAACAAUUCUUCACCUUUGCUGUGUCUUCUUUCAUCGGCAAUGUCUUCUCUGCCAUCUUUACCUUUUUCUUCGCUCUAGUGGGUACCUUAUUAGGAGCAAUGACUGGAGCUUUAAUAGGCCAAGAGACAGAGAGCGGGUUUAUAAGAGGUGCAGCUGUAGGUGCUAUCUCUGGAGCUGUUUUUUCUCUUGAAGUCUUUGAGUCAUCUUUGCUGUUGUGGCAGUAUGAUGAAUCCGGGAUUGGGUGUCUCCUAUACUUGAUUGAUGUGAUUGCAAGCCUUUUGAGUGGUAGGCUUGUUCGUGAGCGUAUUGGUCCGGCAAUGCUGAGUGCUGUCCAAAGUCAGAUGGGAGCCAUUGAAGCUGCAUACGACGAAGCAUCUAACAUUUUUUACCUAGGUGGUUCAAAGGGCUUACCCGGAGAUUCCGUUGAAAGGAUUCCAAAAAUAGUAAUAAAUUGUGAUAUCAAUAUUGAUGCUUCCGGGGAGAGAGUCUCGUGUUCAGUAUGUCUACAGGACUUUCAGCUCGGCGAGACCAUCAGAAGUUUGCCGCAGUGCCAUCACAUGUUUCACCUACCAUGCAUUGAUACAUGGCUGUUGAGGCACGGCUCUUGUCCCUUAUGUCGAAGGGAUAUGUAGGCCCGUGCAUGAUGCAUAAUCUCUGUAAAUCACAGUAUAUAGUAAGUUUCUCAACUACUGUUGCCAAAUUCUUGAGUCUGUGAACCUUUUUGGAUGUCGUUGUGCUUGACCUCAUCUGCCCUGCAAAAAAAAAGAGAAGGUUCAUAG